AUGAUUAAUUCCCUAAAUUGUCUUAAUUUUUUCCAGGGUUGCGACGCGUCGAUCUUGCUGAAUCGUCCCAACAGCGAGCGAACAGCCGAAGCAAGCAAAACCCUAAGGGGCUUCAGUUUGAUCGACGACAUCAAAGCGGAGGUCGAGAAGAAAUGUCCCAAAACAGUCUCAUGCGCCGACAUCCUCACGGCGGCCGCUCGGGACGCCACCGUCCUCGCCGGAGGCCCAUUCUGGGAGGUCCCAUUCGGACGGAAAGACGGCAAAAUCUCCGUCGCCAAAGAGGCCAACAGCGUGCCGCAGGGGUACGAGAACGUCACAUCCCUGCUCAACUUCUUCGACAAAAUGGGACUCACGUUCGUCGACCUGGUCGUGCUCUCCGGGUGCCACACCGUCGGCAGGAGCACGUGCGCCGCCGUGAAGGAGAGGCUGUACAACUUCAGAGGCACCGGGAAGGCGGACCCGUCGAUGAACGCCGCUUACGUGAGCUCGCUGAAGAAGCAGUGCGGUUUGGAUUCGAAUUACGUGAACUUUGAUGCGACGAGUCCGAGGAGCUUCGACGCGGCGUAUUACGCGAACCUUGGGAAGAAGAUGGGGUUGUUGUCGACGGAUCAGCUGCUUUACUCCGACGUGAGAACGGCGGGGGUGGUUGGUUUGAUGGGUUCGCAGGCGGGGUUCUUUAAGGACCAGUUUCUUGUGUCGAUGGUGAAGCUGGGGAAUGUGAAUGUGUUGACGGGGAGAAACCAGGGUGAAGUCAGAUUGAACUGCAAUCGUCUCAAUGCUUGA
Molecule: messenger RNA, 783 nt
Organism: Erythranthe guttata (spotted monkey flower)
Lineage: Eukaryota; Viridiplantae; Streptophyta; Magnoliopsida; Lamiales; Phrymaceae
Source: RefSeq, a predicted model, not a curated record